This is a messenger RNA of Saccostrea cuccullata (small rock oyster), 663 nucleotides long. RefSeq names its product ras-related protein Rap-2b-like. Gene Ontology annotation, molecular function: GTPase activity; calcium channel regulator activity; GTP binding. The record is from RefSeq and is a predicted model, not a curated record. The transcript has 4 exons. The coding region runs from base 1 to 663 and encodes 220 amino acids. Gene Ontology annotation, cellular component: plasma membrane. Lineage: Eukaryota; Metazoa; Mollusca; Bivalvia; Ostreida; Ostreidae.
AUGGAAAAUGGAACAACUUCAGAUUUAGACAUAAGUGGCAUCCCCUGCAAGAUAAACGUCAUAGGAGCCUCAAAUGUUGGAAAAACCUCUCUGAUACAAAGGUUCACAAGUAAAGGAUCCGGAUGCAUCCCUAAAUUUGAAACAAGUGGAGACGAUUGCUGCGAUGAAAAGUUCCUCUUGAGGGUGGAUGACAACAUGGUUAAUUUGAAAUUCCACGAGACAGAUAUGCAUAUGCAGCAAGAUAUCCCUAACCGAGAUUCUGACGCCUUCUUUCUUGUUUAUUCACUGGGGGAUCGUCGGUCAUUGUCAACUGCUGCAACAAUACUGCGACAAAUGCGAAAGAAAUACAAAGUGACCUCUCCGAUUUUCCUCGUGGCCAAUAAGAUGGAUCUUGUCGGCAAAGUGUCAAUUUCAAAAGAUGAUGGAAGACUUUUAGAAAAGGAAUUCAAGUGUAAAUACAUGGAAACAUCCCUUUUGCAUCAAACGGAUUUCCACAAACUGCUUCUCGAUAUUAUAAGAAAGAUUUUAGUCAAAGAUGAAUUCUAUAAUGAUGAAGAAUCCAUUAGUUUUGAGCUGGACUCUUUGCCAGUGACCAAGAAGAUCAAAGUCAAAGGACGAAUUUUAAGACUAGUGUCUAGUAUAUUCAAGUGCUGCUCAAAAUAG